ACCUCGAACACCUUCCACUUCGGACUCCUGGAGAUUUCUCCGGCUCAGUCCAGCCAAGAGGGUUCCCGAGACGCGGCGCGAACUGCCCUCCUCCUCCCGCGUCUCCGCCCCCUGUCGGGGCCGCCGGGGGCCGAGGGAGGCGAGGGUGCCGCCGCUAGAAAAUGAGUGGUGCCCGGAGGGUGGCCCGGAGCUGCAGGUAAGCGCGCCGGAGCUCGGGCGCGAGCGGGCUCCGCGCACGGUCCCCUUCCCGGCGCGGCGACCCUGGGGCCGCACGGGGCGUCCCGGGCGGCUGGGGCGCGGCCAGCCCCGGCGCGGGUGGGGGCACUAGCGCUCCCCGCCUGUCGCGCAGCGACGUUCCGGCGGCUGUUCCCGGGAGCGGCGGGAGGCGGCGGCGGCGGGGAGCCGGGGCCGCGCGGCGGCGGUGCCGGCUGCUUCAGAAGAUGGAGAAGUUUCUGCAGAUCGCGCCUCACUCUCUGGCCAUCGUCCUGGGCCCGGCCGAGGGGCCAACGGCGGAGAGGUCCGGGGCCGCCCAGCCCCCGCCCCCGGCCCAGCCCCGCCAGCUCGCCCGGCACCACAUCGGCUACGAGAUCUUCGCCGACUUCAAAGCCGAGAACAUGCAGCACUUCUGGAACAAGAAGGUCACGGCCGCCGUGGCUGAGACCUUCUUCCUGGGCUGGAUCGACGAGCAGAUCCUGCUGAUCCAGGGCAAGGAGGAGCAUCUGGAGGCGCUGCGCGAGGGCUGGACGCGCCGGGCGCUGCGGCCGCCCUCGGGCUUCCACAUCCGCUGCCUCGGUGACCACUCCUUCCGAAGUGGCCCGAAGUAAGAAAGCCUGGAUUCCUUCAAGUCCGGCUCUGUGUCGCUUCACUUGUACUGAAAAUGGAAAAGCAAAUUUAGCCAGCUAAUUUACAUGUAAUUUGAAUAAACUGUUUUAAAAUUUA
Messenger RNA from Zalophus californianus (California sea lion), 939 nucleotides. RefSeq names its product storkhead-box protein 1-like. NCBI's taxonomy places the organism in Eukaryota, Metazoa, Chordata, Mammalia, Carnivora, Otariidae. Gene Ontology annotation, cellular component: nucleus; cytoplasm. Gene Ontology annotation, biological process: positive regulation of transcription by RNA polymerase II. Gene Ontology annotation, molecular function: RNA polymerase II transcription regulatory region sequence-specific DNA binding; DNA-binding transcription activator activity, RNA polymerase II-specific. The transcript has 2 exons. The record is from RefSeq and is a predicted model, not a curated record. Bases 441 to 824 code for a protein of 127 amino acids.